AUGACUGCAUCGUCGGAAAGAAUAUCUGAAAAAGAAAAAAGUGCAUUGACUAUAAUAAAGAGUUGGUUUUUAAAUUCUCCAACACAUGGCAUUCGACGAAUUAGUCUUGCUACUUCUAUAUUGGAACGUAUUUUUUGGUCAACAACUUUUCUAGCAUUUACGACAUUAAUGUGUGUUUUUAUUUAUACGGUUAUUUUGAAAUAUAUUGGUAAUCCAACAAAAAUUAAUCUAAGUGUAAGGCAAUAUCGUGAUCCGUUGAAUUUUCCAGCAGUUACUUUUUGUAAUCUUAAUCCUCUUCGAAACGAGAGCUUUCUUGACGAUGAUAUACAUCAGCAGCCAGGUUCCAGUUCACGUCCAUUAUAUACAGAUAGCGAGUAUCAAGUUCGAUUUAUGGAAUAUAUGGGUAGACUUCUUGCUAAAAAUCUUGAUAAUAAACGACCAACAAUAAUUGAAUCAGGUUAUAAAUUAGGUGAUCUUCUUAUUCAAUGUACAUUUAAUGGACGAUCAUGUUAUCGAAAUUUCACAUCUUUUUUUCAUCCAAAUUAUGGAAAUUGUUAUACAUUUAAUAAUGACAUUCAUGUUGAACCUACACGACCAAAUAAUACAUUCAAUUUUUGGUCAAUUGAUGACGAUGAUGUUGAAGAUGGUUAUAAAUUAUUUCUUGAAUUAUAUCUCUAUCAAAAUGAAUAUAUUCGAUAUCUUGAUGAUCGAGCAGCAAUUCGUCUAUUUAUUCAUCGUAAACAUCAAAUACCUAUAUUAUCUCAAACAAGUCUUUUUUUAGCACCAACAACAUUUACAAAACUUAUUUUUUCUCAACGUAUUAUAUCAUUUUCUCAACAAUGUCGAAAUGAAUUAACUAUUGAUAUGAAACGAACAUUUAAUUCAAAUAAUGUACGAUAUUCUCAAGCAUUAUGUUUUAAAUUAUGUGAAUUUCGUUUUAUUGAAAAACUAUGUCAUUGUACAGAUCAAUUAGUUAUGGUAUUUUUUCAAUUUUUUUCUCAAAAUUAUACAUCAAAGAUCAAUACAAAUAGUUCAUGUUCAAUUAAUAAUAAGUGUCUUGCAUAUCGUAAUCUUUUUAGUAAAAAAUAUUGUCCAGAAUGUUUACCUGAAUGUGAACUUAUUCAAUAUAAAAUUCAAUCAUCAUAUGCUGAUUAUCCAAAUACACGUUCAACAGACAAAGUUUUACAACGUGUAGAAACACAUUUAAGAGCUACUGGAAAGUCAGUAGUUCAUUUAAAUACAUCAGCGUGUUCAAAUAAUCGUAAAGGAGCUUUACUUGAUAAUAUUGUUGCUGUUGAAAUAUCAGCAAGUCCAUUUGCAACAGAAAUUCUAGCUGAAUCACCAAUGUAUACAUGGGUUGAUGUUAUAUCAAGUAUUGGUGGACAAGCAGGACUUUGGAUUGGUAUUAGUUUAAUAAGUUUUGUUGAAAUUGCAGAAUUGUUAUUUCUUCUUUUUUGUCAUUUUAUGGAAAUAAUCCAUCAAAGAAUAUUAAAUCAAUGGAAAAAUCUUACUCAACGAUUUGUUGGGAAAAAAAUAUUAAUCAAACUUUAA
This is a messenger RNA of Rotaria sp. Silwood2, 1551 nucleotides long. The record is from the annotation of a GenBank genome assembly. Lineage: Eukaryota; Metazoa; Rotifera; Eurotatoria; Philodinida; Philodinidae.